Molecule: messenger RNA, 1176 nt
Organism: Trifolium pratense (red clover)
Lineage: Eukaryota; Viridiplantae; Streptophyta; Magnoliopsida; Fabales; Fabaceae
Exons: 1
Coding region: 1-1176 (391 amino acids)
Molecular function (GO): protein dimerization activity; DNA binding
Source: RefSeq, a predicted model, not a curated record
AUGGGCCGUGCAAAAAUAGCUAUGAAAUACAUCCAAAAGGGGAAAUCUCGCAAACUAUCUUACAAUCAGAGAAUAAAUGGAUUAAAAAGCAAAAUUUCUGAAUUUUCUAAGUCCGGAGCAAAAGCUUGCUUGAUUGUGUACAAUGAUGAUGAUAAUUUUGGAGCGAUGACAUGGCCAGAAGAUCCAACAACCGUAAACUCCAUGCUUCAAGAAUAUGAGCAUCAAAAGAUUGAGACACCUCCUAAGAUAUUUGAUGUCAAAGACUACUUUGAAAAUAAAAAAGAUAUAGCUCAAGCUGCAAUUAUCAAGGUGCGCAAAGAUAUCCUCAAGAACAAGUAUCCAACUUGGCAUCCAAAUUUCAAUCAAAUGGAAGAGAAAAAUCUCAUUUCUUUCAUUACUAGCAUAGAGGAAAAGAUUCAAGUUUGUAAUGGAAAAAUUAGCAUGCUUAAAGAUAUGCAACAAAAUGACACUAAUUUCUUGCAAAACACUCCUCACAUGCAAAUUAUGGUACAAGAGAAUGUUACCAUACCUCAAAUGCAACAACAAAUUCAUGCUCCUAUGAAAUCAAUUGAUGAUAUACAAGCUGAGAAUGUUACCAUACCUCAAAUGCAACAACAAAUUCAUGCUCCUAUGAAGUCAAUUGAUGAUAUUAGUGAGAUGGUGGUACAAGAGAAUGUUUUCAUACCUCAAAUGCAUGCCCCUAUGAAGUCAAUUGAUGAUAUUAGUGAGAUGAUGGUACAAGAGAAUGUUAUCAUACCUCAAAUGCAACAACAAAUUCAUGCUCCUAUGAAGUCAAUUGAUGAUAUUAGUGAGAUGGUGGUACAAGAGAAUGUUUUCAUACCUCAAAUGCAUGCCCCUAUGAAGUCAAUUGAUGAUAUUAGUGAGAUGAUGGUACAAGAGAAUGUUACCAUACAUCAAAUGCAACAACAAAUUCAUCCUCCUGUGAAGUCAAUUGAUUACAUUAAUGAGAUGAUGGAUUUCACCGAUCUUGUUGAUUUGCCUCCUAUUUCAUCAACAAAGCAACUUGGUCAAUUUGUGGAGUGUGGUAAUCAAGUGUUUAAUCAUGAUACUCAACUUGUUGAUCCUAUUGAUUGGACUAAUUAUCUUGAUCCUGAUAUUUUCAACUGGGCUAGUAACCCAGAUGAGCUUUCUUGCAAAGAUAUUUCAACUAGGUGA